AUGAAUACGGACAUUACGCUACAUGGUUUCAGCGACGCAUCCUUGAAGGCUUACUCUGCUGUAAUAUACUGUUUGGUAAAGGACAAACACGGUAACAUCAAGUUAUCCUUGAUUGCAUCGAAAACUCGUGUAUCGCCGCUUAAGCAGAUUUCAUUACCCAGAUUGGAGUUAUGUGGAGCCUUACUACUCACUAGACUGAUGAAAUCAGUAAUUUUGUCGCUACCACAUACGAACAUUCAAUUGCGUGCCUGGUGUGAUUCGACUGUGGUGCUAUCAUGGUUAUCAGUGCAGCCGAUCACGCUCAAAACAUUUGUUGGAAACCGUACAGCGGAGAUAUUGGAAACUCUCCCUAGAAGCGCUUGGGGACACGUUUGUUCAAAGGAAAAUCCCGCUGAUUGCGCAUCACGCGGUCUUAUGAUGAAUCAACUUCUAAAUCACGACCUAUGGUGGUCGGGACCAACAUUUUUGAAAACUUCGCAACAACCUGAAAGUGAUUCUUCUCAGGCAACAAUCAACAACACGGAGGUGGAAGCCGAAAUGAAAACUACAACAACUCACAGCUUAACUACGCGUCAACAUCCUACAGAACGUCUAUUAGAGAGGACACUUGCAAAUACGUCCAGCUGGUGGAAACUUUUACGCAUCGCGGCAUAUGUACGCCGCUUUGUUAACUUACGUGUACGGAAAGUCAAAAAUCCGAACACAUUUUUGACAUUCGAUGAAAUCGCGCAAGCUAAGAUAACAUGCCUCAAAAUGGCUCAGGAUUAUUUUUCAUCGGAAAGAAUUAAGCUACAACGUGGAUUAGAUCUCGACAAAGGUUCUAAACUGACAAGACUCUCACCAUACAUUGAUGAACUAGGACUUCUCCGAGUAGGAGGUCGCAUACGACACUCGGAACUUGCUAAUGCAGUUCAACAUCCAAUAAUUCUUCCGGGUAAACACAAAAUAUCGAAUCUAAUUCUUGAGGAACAACAUAUAAGAAAUCUACAUCCUGGUGUAUCAACAUUAUUCGCAACACAGCAUGCAACACAGCAGCGAAUGGCAGAUCUUCCAGCAGUUCGAGUUCGACAGGCAUUUCCCUUUCAAAAUAGCGGAUGCGAUUAUGCCGGUUCGUUUACACUUAAAAUGCACGGUGGACGAAAUGCUAGAACAACCAAGGGAUAUAUAUGCUUAUUCGUCUGUAUGGUUACAUCAGCCAUACAUUUGGAAUUAUCAACAGACCUCAGUACUGAGUGUUUUCUGGCAGCUCUACGCCGUUUUAUGGCUCGGCGUGGCAAAUGUUCUACAAUAUAUAGUGACAACGGCAAGAAUUUCGUUGGUGCCAAACGAGUUCUAAAUGAAUUAUAUCAACAACUACAAUCUGAAGGAAACAACGAGGCCAUUGCAGCAUCCUUGGCACAAGACGGGAUAAAGUGGAUUUUUACUCCACCCUACUCACCACACUGGGGUGGUAUAUGGGAAUCGGGCAUCCGCUCGGUUAAACUACAUGUGCCGCGUUAUUGGUAA
This is a messenger RNA of Lucilia cuprina (Australian sheep blowfly), 1506 nucleotides long. RefSeq lists its product as uncharacterized. NCBI's taxonomy places the organism in Eukaryota, Metazoa, Arthropoda, Insecta, Diptera, Calliphoridae. The record is from RefSeq and is a predicted model, not a curated record. Gene Ontology annotation, molecular function: nucleic acid binding. The coding region runs from base 1 to 1506 and encodes 501 amino acids. Gene Ontology annotation, biological process: DNA integration. The transcript has 2 exons.